Salvelinus namaycush (lake trout) is the source of this 3402-nucleotide messenger RNA. Its product is annotated as zinc finger protein Dzip1-like. The record is from RefSeq and is a predicted model, not a curated record. Gene Ontology annotation, biological process: cilium assembly. Lineage: Eukaryota; Metazoa; Chordata; Actinopteri; Salmoniformes; Salmonidae. Bases 475 to 2976 code for a protein of 833 amino acids. The transcript is spliced from 18 exons. Gene Ontology annotation, cellular component: cytoplasm; ciliary basal body.
GCAGCUGCUACGUCACCGCGGUCUCUCCAGUCUCUCCAACCGAAGAUCUCAGUAAAGCUUGAGGCCCGUGGAAAAACAGUUUUUAUGGACUUUAAAAACGUUGCGGGCGGGAGCCCGUAAAGUGAGACGCACUUCUGUCUCCAUGGUGAUCGAGAGGACGCCCUGCCUCGGUGUCGCGGCGUACAGCUGAAGGGGGCGUGCACCAAUAGGUAACGACUACUCGUUCUCUAUGUUCAAUCGCAUAAAGGCUCAUGAAAUCCACGAUGGUAAGGACAACACGGCAUCAACUCGACAUCAGCAGAACUGGGAAGAUUACCAUCGAAUACAAAUCCAUUUUACAAUAACGUCUAUUACCCAUACCAGCCAGAGACACAAGGUACCCACUCAUCAGCUGGGAUCCCCUCCCUCCUAAACUCCCUCCUGAGCCAGCCCUCCUCCAGCAGCCGGUGUUUUCUUGCACCACCCCCGCCAGCCAUGUCUGUCUCCACAUCCACCACCAUCCCGCCCUUCAAAUUCCGGCCGCGGCGCGAGAGCGUUGACUGGCGCCGAAUCAGCGCGGUGGACGUGGACCUGGUGGCCAGCGAACUGGACUUCCAGACCCUGCAGGAGCACAUCACAGGGGUGACCUUCUGCAACGUGGAGGGAGAGCGUUGUGUCCGCUGCCAGAGCCCCGUGGACCCAGCGCUGCUCAAGCUCUUCCGCCUGGCCCAGCUGACAGUGGAGUACCUGCUGCACUCCCAGGAGUACUUGACCCUGAGCCUGUGGGUGGCUGAGGAGAGGCUGCAGACCCAGGCCCGCGAGCACCAGCAGCUCCUGGCCCAGCAGCAGAAGCAGGCGGACCAGGCCAAGAUACUGAAGACGGAGCUAAAGCAGAGGAAGAAAAUCAUUGCCCUCAACCAGCAGGCUAUGAUCAACAUGACUAAUUGCCAUAAGUGUCAACAUUGUGAUAAAGCCUUCAUGAAUUCCUCCUUUCUCCAGAAUCAUAUGCAACGUCGCCAUCCAGACGAGUACGACAGCCAGUUAAGGACAGUCAACCAGAGGAAAGUGAAGAGCAUUGCAGAUGAGGAGGAGAUCAGUCGGCUGAAAGGGCAGCUGAGUUACACCACAUCUGAGCUGGAGUCACAGAGGCAAGCCCUCUUGGCCAAAGCCUCUCAGGAAAGAGACCAGCAGUCCAUGCACCAGGAUUUGAUGAGAACGCUAGAGAUCUGGAAGGAAGAAGAACACAGGAAGAUGGAGGAGAUGAGAGAGGGUUUCCGGGGGGAGAUCGAGAUGCUUCACAACAGGAACGCUCUUCUUCAACAAAAAGUGGACCUCACGAUGACCACUCCUGAGAGGAGGCCCAGUCCUGCUCCCCAGCAGACUGACCAAGACAUGGAUGAAAAAAACAAGGUUGUGGUCCAGAAGAUGGAUCAGAAACACAAGAAACUGGAAGAAAGGUUUACAUCAAAAAUAGAAAAAAUGAAGGCUAACCAUGAGAGCGAGAAGAAUCAGUGGCAGGAUCAGUUUAGCAGGUUGGAGUCGUCUGUGGUGGAGUGGCAGCAGCAGAGCCAGAGGCAGAAGGAGGAGAGUGACCAGCGGCUUCAGGAGCGGGACCUAAUCAUCUUCUCUCAGAGAGAGCAGAUAAAGCAUAUGUCCUCAAAUCCACCUACUAAAUUAGUUGAAGUUCCAGUGAUCAUAACAGCCCCAGCACCAGAGCCUAAACCAAAGAGAGUAGUGAAGGACUCGUCCAGCGUGUCUGAGAAGAAGCCAGUUGUUGUAAUGAAGCAGCCGUCUUCGGUGACCAGUGUCCUGAGGAAGAACCCCAACAUCAAGAGGGAGCUGCGUCCCGCCCUGGAGCAGGCACUCCUAGAGAAGCUUGAGUCCCUGGGAGUCAAACCGGGGCUGAGGGGACUCGGAGGCAGUGAGUACAGUGAUCUCAUGGCUAAGGUGUGCAUGGAGAGAGAGAGUACAGCGAGGGACAUUCCGGACUACUGGCGUCACCGUGAGGAUGUGGCUCACACACUGCGUCUGAGACUGAAGGACAAGAGGACGGGGAGUGACUCUGCCCCCGAGCAGCGGGUCAAACCAAAACAACCCACUCAAGUGACCCAGGCCAGACAACGGUCCAGCAGCCUUUCCUCCAAGGUGACCCAAGUGAUGUCAGGACCACCAGCAGCGCCUGCCAAACAGCCUGCCCCCCGGACCCUUACCAGUACCCUGCCCAAGACCUCCACUCCCAAGACCCCUCCCUUCAGCUCAGACGACAAGUCAACAGAGGAGGAGGAGUCUGAAGAGGAGAAGCCACCUCAGAAACCCAGGCAGCAGCAGAGAGUCCCUCAUCACAGAGCGUCCCAGCCCAAACCAACACAACCCAAGACCACCCCCCAUCACAAACUCACCCAGUCCAAACCGGCCCAGGCCAGAUUUGGCCAGCCCAGGACCACCCAGGCUCAGCCAUAUAAACCCCAGCAGCCCAGAAGCGCUGCGGUCAACACAACCAAGAUGGGGGUCACUGUGGUAGAGAGUGAGGGAGAGUGGACAGAGGGGAGUGAGUUGGAGGAGAUCGACCCACAACAGCUCCAGAACUACAAAGACAAGAAUGGGAACGUACAGAAGACUACAAACAAUAACCUGGUCAAGGACUUGACUAAGAGCCUGGAGAAGGAGCUUGCAGACAGAGGACCAAAGAAGCCACUAGGGGGAGUGAGCACCUUACCAGAGAGGAAAGACAAAGACGUUGUACGGGAACUCAAGUAUACAAACGAUGAUGAUGAGGAUGACUGGGAUAUCUCCUCGUUGGAUGACCUAUCGGUACCCGCCCCUGUGGGCAAGCCCACCACCCCCGUGAGGAAGAGCCUGGACUCAGACAGCACUACCAGUGUCUGGGGAACAUCCACCGGGAAGGGACCGAAAACAGGUUUGAAUGAAGCAGGAACCGGCAGCACUCUGAAGAGCAGUCUGGUCUCUGUCAGCGACUGGAGUGACGAUGAUAUAUAGUAAUAUGGAGGUGAUACAGGUUUACAGUUCUACAAUGAUAAAACUCAAUAUGACGCCCAUAGGAAUUCUUUGGAAGGCAAAUAUACUUAUACAUGAAUUACCGAUACUGUUAGAAUUACAGUUGCAUAUAAAAGAGACUUAACGAAGAGAUCCUCUGCUCGGAACACAGUGGAUCUCUAGAGACAUACACCUAUGACAGUGGUAGCCAUCUGCCUUGUGGCGGUUUUCAGUGUUUUUAUUUCAUAUACAGAUUAUAUAUUAGCUAUAGUGAAUUGUCAACUUAGAGGUUUUAUGAAAUGUGAUAUUGCACUCCAUGUGAGGUACUUGUAUGAUUUGUGUCAAAACAAUUUACAUGGCAUUUGUAAGACAUUUGUGUGUCCUAUGAAAGAAAAUAAAAUGUGUUUUUGUAUCUAAAAUAUUUAUACA